CAGGUGCUUGGCAAAGGCCUGGUUGUGAGCCGGGCAGCCGAGUUAGAUGGGGUGGCGCCCAGAGUCGGCGACAUGUCUCUCGAUUGGGAGGACAAAGAUGAUGACAAGCCAAUGAUCCCCACGACCGAUGAAGAGAAACCACUCCUUGAGGACCCUAAAGACCACUUGAAUGCCACCUAUAUUAUUUUCUUCCUUCUUGGGACUAACUCUCUUUUGCCCUUAAAUUUUAUCAUCACGGCAAAGCAUUACUGGAUGUAUAAACUUCAGAACUGCUCAGAAGACAUUGCUCCUGCAGAGCAGGGAUCCUCAGAUAUUCAUAACUUCUUUGAAAGCUACAUUUCUGUGGCUUCCACUGUGCCUUCUGUCCUGAGCUUGAUUGGGAACUUCCUGCUAGUCAACAAGGUCUCUGUCAAUGUCCGUAUUCUCUCCUCCUUGGCUGUCAUGCUGGCUGUCUUCCUGGUGAUCACUGUGCUGGUCAAAGUGGACACUUCUGCUUGGACUCUGUGGUUUUUUAUACUCACCAUCGUUUGCGUAGCUGUCGUCAGCAGCGCUGCCACCGUCUUCAUCAGCAGCAUCUUUGGCUUGUCGGGAUGCUUUCCCAUGCAGAAUUCCCAGGCACUGAUUUCAGGUCAGGCCAUGGGGGGAACAGUGAGUGCCUUGGCAUCAGUGGUGGAUCUGGCAGCAUCAUCGGAAGUCACAAAUAGUGCUCUGGCCUACUUCUUGAUAGUGGACAUCUUCAUUGUCCUGUGCAUUGUGAUGUAUCUGAUCCUUCUCAAGCUGGAGUACUCCAGGCAUUACAUUACAAGGCAGAAGAGCAGCACACUGCCACCAAAUGCUUUGCCUGGCAGUUACUUGGAAGAGGAGGAUAUGGCUGCAGUUUCCGCCAGCCAGCUCUUGCCAGGCAGAAGCAAUACGGGAAGAAUCCCUCCUCUCUGGUUCAUCUUGAAGAAGAUUGGCAUGUUAGGGUUCUGCGUCUUCUAUGUCUACUUCAUCUCGAUCAUCAUUUUCCCUGCAAUCUCAUCCAGCAUUGAGUCCAUGAACAAGUUCUCAGGGAGCCUAUGGACAGAUAAAUACUUCACCCCCCUCACUAGUUUCCUUCUGUAUAAUUUUGCUGACUGGUGUGGACGGCAGAUCACUGUAUGGAUCCAGGUUCCUGGACCACAUAGCAAGUGGCUACCUACUAUGAUUCUGCUGAGAACUGUUUUCAUUCCAGUUUUUAUGUUGUGCAACUACCAGCCUCGAAUGCACAUUGCAAAAGUAGUCUUUGCCCAGGAUGUGUAUCCGGUGGUGUUUAUUGUGUUCCUGGGACUCAGCAAUGGCUACCUGAGUACCCUAUCAAUUAUAUACGGUCCCAAAGUCACUCCUAAGGAACUGUCAGAGGCAGCAGGAGUGUUGAUGAUGCUCUUUCUGCAGGUGGGAUUAGCACUAGGAUCAGGCUUCUCAGUUCUUGUGGCCCAUCUCAUAUAGAUGGAAGGUUUCAGGCCACUCCUGAAACUUCACUACUCCAAGGACAUUUUCAGAAUGGCAGAGCAAGCACGGGCCAAGCCAGCCAGUGGAGUACUCUAUUUCUUAGGAGUGGUGUAGGCUCUCUUGCCUCUGGUUGCACAGAAAAAUCUUGGAAACGCACCACGAAAUAUAGGAGUGAAAUUCAAAGCUUGG
Candoia aspera is the source of this 1659-nucleotide messenger RNA. RefSeq names its product solute carrier family 29 member 3 (gene SLC29A3). Gene Ontology annotation, cellular component: plasma membrane; Golgi apparatus. Gene Ontology annotation, molecular function: nucleoside transmembrane transporter activity. The record is from RefSeq and is a predicted model, not a curated record. Gene Ontology annotation, biological process: nucleoside transmembrane transport. The transcript is spliced from 6 exons. Lineage: Eukaryota; Metazoa; Chordata; Lepidosauria; Squamata; Candoiidae. The coding region runs from base 73 to 1467 and encodes 464 amino acids.